Molecule: messenger RNA, 1458 nt
Organism: Plasmodium knowlesi strain H
Lineage: Eukaryota; Apicomplexa; Aconoidasida; Haemosporida; Plasmodiidae
Product: Plasmodium exported protein, unknown function
Exons: 2
Coding region: 1-1458 (485 amino acids)
Source: RefSeq, a predicted model, not a curated record
AUGGCUGCUCUAAGCAAAUACAAUAAUAAUAGGGGGAAAAGGAACAUUUUCCCCUUGGCCGUGAAAGUUUUCACCUUUGCCGGAAUUGUAGCUUGUUCCUUCCAAAACUACGAAAAUGACUCAUAUACCAUGUCAUACAGGAGGAGCAACGAAUACAAUGCUUCAUCAUAUGAGACAAGGUUCAACAGAAUAUUAGCUGAGGCCACCGACGCUCCCGCUUCUGAUACUGCUGACGCCGCUACUAAGGAAGAAGAACCAGCCCAAAAAAAUAUCCUCGAAGAAAUGAUAGGUAAUCUUGUAGAUAGUGCAUGCGAACAAUACGAGAAGGAAGUGAAACCAAAGUAUGAUGAAAUAGCAACUUCCAUUAAAGAAAAUUACGAGAAAGACAUGAAGCCUAAGAUAGAAGAAAUUAAGAAAAAAAUUAAAGAUAAUUACGAAGAAGGUUUAAAAGGAACAAUAGAUGGCUUAAGAGAUAAAAUAAAGGAAUUUGAAAAGGAGAUCGCAGAAUUAUGUACAGAGGAUGAAUCAAGUACCAACAACUUAAUCGAUGUUGAAUUAAAUUUCAGUGACGAAUUUGAUAUUCCAUCUGUUGAUGAUGUUGCUGAGGAUCUCCUUGAUCAAUUAGAUGACUCUCAAUGGUCCAUUCAUAAAAAGUACGAAGAUUUAAGAGAUGAAUUUAUUACCAAAUUGAAGGAUAUUCAAAAGGAAGUAAAACCAAAGAUUGAUGAGCUUACACAGAAAUAUUUGGAUGAACUCGAAAUGGAAAUGAAACCAAAAAUUGAUCAGUUAGCUUCCGCCAUAAAAGACAUCCAAAAUGAAAUUAAACCUCAAUUUGAUGAUAUUAAGGAAAAGUUAUUAAAUGAUAUUCAAGAAGAAGUUAAGCCCAAAAUGCAAGAGUUCGCGGAUAAAAUUUCCAAUCUCGAAAAAGAAAUCCUUCCACACAUUAAUAAAUUCGCUGAUAAAAUUAAGGAUAUCGAAAAAGAUGUUCAACCCCAAAUUGAUGAUUUAAAAGCUAAAUUUAAAGAUCUUGAAAAGGAUGUAAAACCCAAAGUUGAAGACUUUGCAUCCAAACUAAAUAUCGAUAUUGAUGAGGACAUAAAAAAGAAAAUUCAGAAUAUUGUGAAUAAAGUAAGAACUGAUGUUGAAGAUGAAGUGAAACAUAAAAUUGAAGAUUUCGCAUGCAGGGUGAGAAUUGAUAUUGAGCGAGAUAUGAAACCAACUGUUGAUGAAUUAAGAAAAGUCGUUGUAGAAAAGUUAAACGAAAUUGAUCAAGAUUAUGUGCCAGUAUUUGAACAAUCCCUAAAAGAUGGAUUCGAAAAGAUCUGUGAAAAUAUACCAGUGAAGAAGGAAGAUAUCUUUGAAGUUCAGAAAACUAUUACAGAGAACUUAAAGGCGUGCAAAGAAACCGUCAACUCGGUGAUCAAUGGAAGUUUUUUACGUGGAUUUAGAUUGUUAUAA